CUUUCUUCCCCAAUCAUCACCGAAAGGAAGCAUUAAAGCUUGGAGAUAAAGCGCGCGAUUUCGCAACCCUCGGAGCCUUUGUUCCUACAAACUGUUUUGCUUUCUUGUCACGAGCAACUGUUCUACCUCCUCUGUCGGGCCACAAAUAAGAGCACUGCUUCUCUUCCUUCGUCCGCGCACCGGGCUCGAUUCUACAAACUCCACGAGCACGUCGUAGGACAACCCACGCUUUACACGCCCCAGCGCAAGGUUGUUAGGCUCCGCGAGGAUCGAAAUACCAACUACCCAACGAGCUCGUAACUCAAUCGACAGAGAUGGCCUUCCUGAACAACACCGCGGCGACAGCAGCCAGCUCCACGACCGGCGACACCAAGAACGACGUCGAGGUCAGUGUCCUCCCCAAGGACAGCAUCUCCGACCUUGCGUGGUCGCCCACACACGACUUCCUCGCCGUCUCGUCCUGGGACAAGAGCGUCUACAUUUACGAGGUGGCGGGCAAUGGCGUGAAUCCCAAAUGGACGUUUGCGUGCGACCAAGAAGCACUCUGCGUAGCAUGGUCAAGGGAUGGAACUCGCAUCGCAGCCGGCGACUGCUCUGGUCAGUUCUACGUGCUCGACCUACGCAACGUCUCGAACGACUCCACCCAGAAAGCAACGCCGCUCAAGGCCCACGAUGCGGCUGUCAAGUGCGUGAAAUGGACUGAGAUCGGUGGAACCCACUAUCUCAUCACGGGUUCCUGGGAUAAGACCGUCAAGUUCUGGGAUCUCAACGGCACGACCGCGACCGCGACCGUCCAGUGCCAAGAACGCGUCUACACGAUGGAUACAAAGGACAAACUACUGGUCAUCGGAACCGCAGAGAGGCACAUCCACAUGGUGGACCUGAACAACCCGCAGACUAUCGCAAAGAACAUGACUAGUCCCCUCAAGUGGCAAACUAGGGUCGUGAGCUGCUUCACAGACGCAUCUGGGUUCGCGGUGGGCUCCAUUGAGGGUCGUUGCGCGAUCCAGUACGUGAAGGAUGAUCAGGCAAGUCUCAACUUCUCCUUCAAGUGUCACCGACAGCAGGAUCCCCAACAGCGUGACAUCGCAAAGGUGUACUCUGUCAACGCCAUCUCCUUCCACCCACAACACGGUACCUUCUCCACCGCAGGCUCCGACGGUACGUUCCACUUCUGGGACAAGGACGCAAAGCAUCGUCUCAAGGGAUAUCCCGAGACCGGCGGAUCCAUCACCGCCACCGGCUUCUCCAAGGACGGCAACAUCUUCGCUUACGCAGUCUCGUAUGACUGGUCCAAGGGAUACUCAGGAAACACGACGAGCUAUCCCAUCAAGCUCAAGUUGCACCCCAUCACUGGAGAUGAGUGCAAGCCUCGACCAGGUACCAAGAAGAGGUAGAUAUCUGGAAUGAGCUCACUAGCAUGGAAAGUCCUCAACGACGUCCGACUCAAAAUUAUUAGCUUAAGGAAUCGAUCAUGGUGGAAUGGGCAAACAAUCACUUGGUCUGGAUAAAAGGGGGGGAAUGGAUGAUGCCCUAACAUGCUAUUUGUUUCACUUUUAAUUUUCUCUCUCAUGUUUUAUUUCUCAAGAAAGUUUUUUUGUGUUUUGAUCAGCGGAUGAAAGGCGUUUUAUUUUGUUCCCCCGGCCGGAACAAUAGCAUGGCUUUGGAGUCCGAAUGAUUACCUAGGUACUUACCCCCCAACCAAUCGACCAAGAAGUGCAGGAAGGAAAAUAGGAAAUGAUAUAUCUUCUAAC
This is a messenger RNA of Aaosphaeria arxii CBS 175.79, 1754 nucleotides long. RefSeq names its product WD40 repeat-like protein. Gene Ontology annotation, biological process: RNA export from nucleus; transcription-dependent tethering of RNA polymerase II gene DNA at nuclear periphery. Gene Ontology annotation, molecular function: RNA binding; ubiquitin binding. Bases 315 to 1397 code for a protein of 360 amino acids. Gene Ontology annotation, cellular component: nuclear pore. The record is from RefSeq and is a predicted model, not a curated record. The transcript has 3 exons. NCBI's taxonomy places the organism in Eukaryota, Fungi, Ascomycota, Dothideomycetes, Pleosporales.